AUGAAAUCAGAGGUAGUGUGAUCGGCGCGUCGCGGGCCGUGCGCGUCCUGCCUUGUGCGUCCAUUGGUGCGCUCAUUUCAAGCGUUGGAUCUGUGCUCGUUCGCUGUUUUCCAGCUCUUCUGGUGUUGUGUUCCACUCUACAGUAUUCAGUUACAAAAAGUGAUACCAUGGCCAGAUUUAAGAGCAACUCAAACUGUUGCGUACCACAGUGCAAUUCGAGAACGGACAAGAAACAACGCAUCAGCCUCCACUUUGCCCCUAAGGACGAAAAAGACCGAAAAAUAUGGGAAGUGGCUAUACGCACAGGAAAGAAAUUGAAACCAUCAAUGCGUGUUUGUUCUAAGCACUUCAAGCCAACAGACUUUCUGCCAGCAGCCCAUGAGCACGCAAGGCGGUUUUUGAAGAAAGGAGCAGUCCCUUCUGAGAACAUCCCGCUUAGAUCAACCGACCGGGACAUCAAGAAAGCACAAAGAGACUCUGCCAGGGAAGACAGGGUGGCUCGUCGUGCUGGCAGGGUACAGCUAGCCUGUGCAGAUGAGCAAGAGCAGGAUGAACCUCAGCUGGAUGAAGGUGACCGGGAUAUGGCAGCUGCUGAGGCUCUUCUGGAGCUGCAGCAGGGUAUUUCAAAAAUGGCUGAUGCCAGCAUUCAAGUGUCCCUCAAUAGUGUGGAAAAAGGUGAUGUGUGUGGAUUCAUUAAAAGUGACCAAGACCUAAGAGUCAUCACUGGAAUCCCAUCAUUUUCAGUCCUUGAUGCACUUGAAAAACAUGCUCAGACUCAGCUGCCAUCUCUGCAGGAUGUUAGGAAAGGGAUUAUUAUAUCCAUGAUGCGGCUAAAACUUGGCCUGAGUUUUACAUCCUUAGGGGUGCUUGCCAGGCUUGAUAGGACAACUUGUGCAAAACUGUUCAAGGCUGUUGUGCCAGCCUUAGCCAAGACGCUUAAGGAUGUUAUUGACUGGCCCUCAAAAGAGGAGGUUCUGAACUGGAUGCCAAAGUCAUUCAAGAAGUUCCCCAAAACUCGUGUGAUUCUGGACUGUACAGAGGUUGUUGUAGAGAAGUGUCACUGCCUGAACUGUCGUGUGCGAACAUACUCUCAAUAUUACAGUGAUCACACCAUCAAGUUCAUGGUAGGGUGUGCACCAUGUGGCAGCAUCAGUUUCGUGAGCAGCGCAUAUGUAGGGAGGGUUAGUGACAAGUUUAUUUUUAAUGACAGUGGCAUUACACAGCUGUUAGAGCCCUAUAUUGAUGCCGUCAUGGUUGACAAAGGGUUCCAAAUAGAAGAGGACUGCCUUAGCAGUGCAAUAGAGCUGAUCAGGCCCCCUUUUCUCAAAGCAAAGAAACAGCUUUCACCAGCAGAGGCCAAAAAAACUGCUGAGAUAGCUCGUGCCCGGGUGCAUGUAGAGAGGGCUAUCCAAAGACUGAAACUGUUCGCUGUGAUGAAAAACAAGCUGAAAUGGUCCAUGCUGAACUAUAUUGAUGAGCUCAUCAUUAUUGUAUGUGGAAUUACAAAUCUCCAGGCUCCAAUCCUUGCUGAUGACAGGUUCUGAACCCCACGAAGUCGACUCGCAAAGAAACAAGGAGCGCAAAGGCUGAUGCUUGAGGAGCAAAGCAAAUUGCGGUCAACCACCUGCUCUGUUAACGCUUUCAUGCCACCCAUGUGAAUGUGCCUUCUUCAUGUGUCAUGUGCAUGCCUUUAUGUCUUCAAGUUCAUGUGAAAGUGAUGAUAUAAAUAUAGGUGAAAAGUUCUGUUCAUGCUUUAUUGUGACAUCCACAAAACGAUUGCUACAAAACUGAAGAUGAC
Messenger RNA from Amphibalanus amphitrite, 1798 nucleotides. RefSeq lists its product as uncharacterized. NCBI's taxonomy places the organism in Eukaryota, Metazoa, Arthropoda, Thecostraca, Balanomorpha, Balanidae. The record is from RefSeq and is a predicted model, not a curated record. Bases 168 to 1544 code for a protein of 458 amino acids. The transcript is spliced from 2 exons.